This is a messenger RNA of Hypanus sabinus (Atlantic stingray), 1961 nucleotides long. RefSeq names its product pantothenate kinase 1. Gene Ontology annotation, cellular component: cytosol; nucleus. The transcript has 7 exons. The record is from RefSeq and is a predicted model, not a curated record. Gene Ontology annotation, biological process: coenzyme A biosynthetic process. Bases 119 to 1402 code for a protein of 427 amino acids. NCBI's taxonomy places the organism in Eukaryota, Metazoa, Chordata, Chondrichthyes, Myliobatiformes, Dasyatidae. Gene Ontology annotation, molecular function: pantothenate kinase activity; ATP binding.
GAUGACGUCAGCGCAAGGGAAGCCGGACCGGAGCCGCAGGAUGACCGUGAGUGACCUCGGAAGGCGAGCGGCGGGGGCGCGGAGCUGAGCCGAGCCGAGCCGAGCCGAGCCGAGCGCGAUGGAGAGCAAAGCCCGAGCUCAGCCCCGGGCCGCCGCGGGUAGCCCCCCGGCCGAGCCGUGCGCCAACGGGCUGCAGAACGGCUUCCACCCCAGAGCCGACGGCAGCAGCCUGGAGCAGGAGCACGGCUCCCCCGCGAAGAAGUGCCGCAUCCGGAGGAGGCUGGAUUCCGGCAGGAGAAACAGACCGCCUUUCCCUUGGUUUGGAAUGGAUAUUGGUGGAACCCUUGUCAAGCUUGUGUAUUUUGAACCAAAAGAUAUCACAGCUGAAGAAGAGCAGGAGGAGGUGGAGAAUCUGAAGAGUAUUAGGAAGUACUUAACCUCUAAUGUAGCCUAUGGAAAUACUGGGAUUCGUGAUGUACACCUGGAACUGAAGAAUUUGAUCAUGUGUGGACGCAAAGGGAAUUUGCAUUUUAUCCGUUUUCCAACACAUUCUAUGCCUAAGUUCAUUCAAAUGGGUAGAGACAAAAAUUUUUCCAGUUUGCAUACCACGAUGUGUGCCACUGGGGGUGGGGCCUACAAGUUUGAGGAUGACUUCAGAAAGCUGGCUGAGUUGCAACUUCUCAAGCUGGAUGAGUUGGACUGUUUAAUCCAAGGUCUGCUUUACAUUGAUUCAGUUGGGUACAACGGUCAGUCCGAAUGUUACUACUUUGAAAAACCCACUGACCUCGACCAGUGCCAGAAAAAGCCGUAUUGCUUGGAUAACCCUUACCCUAUGUUGCUGGUCAACAUAGGUUCAGGGGUCAGUAUCUUGGCUCUUUAUUCUAAAGAUAAUUACAAAAGGGUGACUGGAACCAGUCUCGGUGGUGGAACUUUCCUUGGCCUCUGUUGUCUACUUACUGGUUGUGAGACCUUUGAAGAAGCUUUGGAGAUGGCAGCAAAAGGAGACAGUACCAAUGUAGAUAAAUUAGUUAAAGAUAUCUAUGGAGGAGAUUACGAACGCUUUGGUCUACUUGGAUGUGCAGUAGCGUCCAGCUUUGGUCACAUGAUGAGUAAAGAGAAGCGAGAUUCCAUUACUAAGGAAGAUUUGGCUAGAGCGACACUGGUCACUAUAACAAACAAUAUUGGAUCAAUAGCUCGAAUGUGUGCACUGAAUGAGAAUAUCGACAGAGUGGUAUUUGUAGGAAAUUUCUUGAGAAUUAAUAUGGUCUCCAUGAAAUUACUUGCCUAUGCAAUGGAUUAUUGGUCGAAUGGGCAACUGAAAGCCUUGUUCUUGGAACAUGAGGGCUAUUUUGGAGCAGUCGGGGCAUUGCUGGAAUUAUUGAAGAUGACAGAUGUACACUGAAGUGCUGAGUAGACCACAACUAUCAACAAAACUUGUCAUUAUAUGAAAAGCUGCUGAAUGGAAAUUAAUGGCAAAGUGAACUCCUCUAACCAAACAAUUAACUAAUAAUUUUCACACAAUUUUACAGCAGGUCCUGUUCUGCUGCACUGAGACUCAUUUCAAAGGGAUAUUAAAUAACCCACUGUUGUAAAUACUGUAGCAAUUUUAAACCAUGCAAAAUAGCCAAAACACACUGGUUUCAUGUAUUAAUAAUGGAAAAUAAUUACUGUAUAAAUAUGGGCUGAAUUUUUUUCCCUUUUCUGGGAUGUACUGCCUUGUGAAUGAUCAAACUGUAAUCAUUUUAAGUAUUAUUUAUAAAUGACCUGAAAGAUUUAAAUUCUUUCUUAUCUUAUUUCAAACCCUGCCCUUGAUUUCAAAUGAAACUACAAAACUGAAGUAUUGUGAAUAUUGCAGCACAUAGAUUUAUGUUGCCUUUUUAAAACUGUGCUGAAUAAGACUUUAUAAAUGAUUUUCUUUGAAAACACACGCAUACACACACACACACCCACCCACCCCCCCA